UAAAGAUUUUAUUUUAACAUUUUUAUGCAAUUUAUAUAAUUAAGAUAUUUUAAUUUAAUUGCAUAUUAUUCCCAAACAGUAAAACCUGCAAAGACAGACGUUGAAUAGAGCAUUAUUAUUCAUUUUUAAAUUCAGAAAGAUAACAAAUUACACAUAAAGUUUAUAAUAUCUAUUGAUGUUAUAAUGAAUCGUUAAAAUAUGACUAAACAUAGAAUAACAGCAGAUUGCUAACAGAUAUCAGGCUUUACAGCUCCUAUUCGAUUUCUGCUACCAAUCUGCUGACAUAAAAUCAACAAGCUCUGUUAACAGAUAUUCGGCAACCUGAUCUAACAUUAUUUUUCUCCUAGAAAAAUGAUCAUGAAUUGUAUGUAGUAAUAAUAUCAAUAAAAAUAUUGAAGAACUACAUAUAUUUCAUCUUUAACUACUUUGUUCUCUAUAUUAUCUUGACAAAAAGAAAAUAAGUUAUAAUUUACAAAAUUAAUGUUUUCCAUUAAAAAUCAGAAAUAUGAGAAAACUUAAAUAUUAUAAAAUAUUCAAAAAAUGAAUUUAUUAAUGAAAAAAAUUGCUGUAUAUAUGAUAAAAGAAUUAAUAAAACUCCUUCCUUUUCCAAAAAGAUUCCUGGAUAGGCCAACAUAAAAGUACAAUUAAAUGUCAUCUACACGGAAAGAAUAAUUUUGCUAAAAUACGGAUCUGAAAAUAAUUAUGUUGAACCAUUUAAAAAUUGUAUCGAAACUUGGCUGCUAGAACGUCAAAACUGUUUGUAGCACCGUUAUCACACUUGGACGUCCUGCCUCCCAAUUAUUUUGAUCACUCAAUAUAAAUUAUUUUCUGAUCUGUAUAUCUAGCUAAAUUUUUAGAUACUGCAAUAAAAGUAUUCUUUCGUUUAAUUCAUUAAGAAAAUGAGCUAACGUCUAUGUUCGUCAAAUAAUAUCAAUCUGUAAAGUGGAGAGAAACGAGAACAAUGGAAACUUUAUUAACUAAUGUGUUAAUUUACUUUACAUUCAUUGUCAGAGAGAUCCAACUCAACGACUAAUAAAUGAAGAAAGUUUCUAACUCUAUGUAAUUAGAAAUUUACAGCCCUGUUUCGCAUUAAUGUUUUUAAAGACCAUUUUAUAAUUGUAAACGUAUAGUUGUGAUUGUAAAGCGCGGUUGUGAACUGGAUGUAAGUCGUUUAUAAAAACGCGUUUCAAUUCUCAUUUUGUCAUACAAAAUAGCAACAAUAAUGUCGUUAAUCGUUAAGAAAGAGCGACAAAUAUUUGCGAGCUAUUUGUUUUUAAAAUUUUCUCAUUUUAUUAUUUAAUUUAUUAGCAUUUUUUUAUUUCUAUCGUUCUGUAUUAACAGAGCUUUGCAGAUAAGAGAGAACAGGAUACGCCACAAAAAUGGAUAACUGCGGACGUUGCAUAAAAUAUCUUCUGCUCGCCAUAAAUCUCGUCACCCUCAUUGUCGCAACUAUCGUAACGAUUGCAAGCGUGUGGGGUCUGGUUGGUCAGUCAUCAUGGUUAAAAAAAAUAGAGAACAUUGGAUUAGGUAUUGUAUUUUACGUUCUGCUGAUUGCCGGAAUCAUUGUGAUGUGUAUCGCCAUCUUCGGAAUCGUUGCUGCCUUGCGGGAAGUCAAGUGUAUGCUCAAAACAUACGCUGUAUUCAUGUUUCUAAUGUUUGUGGGUGAGAUAAUUCACGACGUUAAACGACAACACAGUUCCAAUAAGAAAGGUAUAAAGUUGUUAGAGGAAGAGAUGGAAAAUUCGCUGCAAUUUUACAAUGAUGAUAAUAUUAUUCGCAACUUCUGGGACGUCACGCAAUCGACGUACCAGUGUUGCGGCGUUGAUAACUGGAAGGACUGGGAAACACAUGGUUUUGAAGUACCAAACAGCUGUUGUAAAUCUGAUCAGCUGUUGGAUUGCAACGCCGAUCAGUACACCAAAAAUAUUUCCAAACUUUACGCAGAGGGUUGCAUAAACAAAAUAACAAGCCUCAUACAACAUUUGACUAACAUUAUAAAUGGUUUUACAAUAACACUCUUAUGUCUCUUGUUCUUGGGAAUGGUACUCUCUUUUGCGCUUCUAUACGCUUUAUAAGAAGAAAUAACAAGAUAACAAAAUAUAGGAUAAAUCUGUUCCUAAUAAAAAGGAUCCAAAAAGUAGUGGGUCUCCACAGUCUUUAGAGAAUUCGAGCAACUUCACCAAUUAAUAAAAUUACUUGUUGCUAUAAACGCGGUUUAUCACAUUGUGAUAAUUAAGAAGAAAAACAGAUUUCUAUUCGGUUGUUUCAACUUUCGCUAAUUUAUAACGCACAUAGUAUUACGCAUUAUAAUAAUCUUUACAUUUUAAUGUAACAUAUAUUCUUAUAACAUUUUAAUUUAAUUGCAUAUUACAUCAUUCCCGAAUAGCAAAACCUGCAGAGAUAGAUCUUCAGCAGAGCAUGCUAAUGAUUUUUAAUAGCAGAAAUUCAACAAAUUACACAUAAAAUCUUUUGAUGUUGGCAAUACGAACAUUAAAAUAUGACUAACUAUAUAUAGAAUACCAGCAGAUUGCUAGCAAUAUUAAUCAAAAUUAGCAGCUCCUACUCAACUUCUACCACCAAUCUGCUAAUAUGAGAUCAGAAGGGUUUGUUAGCAGAUCUCCGCACACUGAUCUAACAGAUGACUAUAAAUUUACAAUCAAAAUAUUAUUGAAUGUAAUGUCAACCUAUUAAUAAAGUGCUAUUUUCCUAUCUGGUACUGCUGGACCAAUAUGUUCGUGUAUCAUAUACAUAUUUUACAUUUUGUACCAUAAUAAAUAUAAUAUGUGCACAUAUAAAAAUGUGCGUACAACCAUUUCAUUAAUUACUUGCUCUGAAUCAUCGAUCAAGCUAAACCGUUAUAAGUUUUUUUAAGAUAAAAAGUACUUUUUACUAUUUAUUUGCUUAUAAUACUA
Messenger RNA from Solenopsis invicta (red fire ant), 2912 nucleotides. Its product is annotated as CD151 antigen. The coding region runs from base 1380 to 2075 and encodes 231 amino acids. Gene Ontology annotation, cellular component: membrane. The record is from RefSeq and is a predicted model, not a curated record. Lineage: Eukaryota; Metazoa; Arthropoda; Insecta; Hymenoptera; Formicidae. The transcript is spliced from 6 exons.